Messenger RNA from Urocitellus parryii (Arctic ground squirrel), 6307 nucleotides. It is a transcript of the gene Scn9a, whose product is annotated as sodium voltage-gated channel alpha subunit 9. The record is from RefSeq and is a predicted model, not a curated record. Lineage: Eukaryota; Metazoa; Chordata; Mammalia; Rodentia; Sciuridae. Gene Ontology annotation, biological process: sodium ion transmembrane transport; neuronal action potential; membrane depolarization during action potential. Gene Ontology annotation, molecular function: protein binding; voltage-gated sodium channel activity. Gene Ontology annotation, cellular component: plasma membrane; voltage-gated sodium channel complex.
GCCUCUUAUGUAAGGAGCUGAAGGGGAAAUAAAAUAUACAGGAUGAAAAGAUGGCAACGUUGCCACCCCCAGGACCUCAGAGCUUUGUCCACUUCACAAAACAGUCCCUUGCCCUCAUUGAACAACGCAUUGCUGAAGAAAAAGCAAAGGAACCCAAAGAAGAAAAGAAAGAUGAGGAGGAGGAUGGUCCAAAGCCAAGCAGUGACUUGGAAGCCGGCAAGCAGCUGCCCUUCAUUUAUGGAGACAUUCCGCCCGGCAUGGUGUCAGAGCCCCUGGAGGACCUGGACCCAUACUAUGCAGACAAAAAGACUUUUAUAGUAUUGAACAAAGGGAAAGCAAUCUUCCGUUUCAAUGCCGCACCUGCUUUAUACAUACUGUCUCCUUUCAGUCGUCUGAGAAGAAUAUCUAUUAAGAUUUUAGUACACUCCUUAUUCAGCAUGCUUAUCAUGUGCACUAUUCUGACAAACUGCAUAUUUAUGACCAUGAGUAGCCCUCCAGAAUGGACCAAAAAUGUAGAGUACACUUUUACUGGAAUAUAUACUUUUGAAUCACUUGUAAAAAUCCUUGCAAGAGGCUUCUGUGUAGGAGAAUUCACUUUCCUUCGCGACCCAUGGAACUGGCUGGAUUUUAUUGUCAUUAUUUUUGCGUAUUUAACAGAAUUUGUAAACCUAGGCAAUGUUUCAGCUCUUCGAACUUUCAGAGUAUUGAGAGCUUUGAAAACUAUUUCUGUAAUCCCAGGCCUGAAGACCAUUGUAGGGGCCCUGAUCCAGUCUGUGAAGAAGUUGUCUGAUGUCAUGAUCUUGACUGUGUUCUGCCUCAGCGUGUUUGCUCUAAUUGGGCUGCAGCUGUUCAUGGGCAACCUGAAGCAUAAAUGUUUCCGGGAUGAACUUGAAAAUAAUGAAACAUUAGAAAGCAUAAUGAAUACAUAUGAGAAUGAAGAAGACUUGAAAAAAUAUUUUUAUUACUUGGAGGGAUCCAAAGAUGCUCUCCUUUGUGGUUUCAGCACAGAUUCAGGUCAGUGUCCAGAAGGAUACUCCUGUGUGAAGGCUGGCAGAAACCCUGAUUAUGGCUACACAAGCUUUGACACUUUCAGCUGGGCCUUCUUAGCCUUAUUUCGGCUAAUGACCCAGGAUUACUGGGAAAACCUUUACCAACAGACACUGCGUGCUGCUGGCAAAACCUACAUGAUCUUCUUUGUUGUGGUGAUUUUCCUGGGCUCCUUUUAUCUAAUAAACUUGAUCCUGGCUGUGGUUGCCAUGGCCUAUGAAGAACAGAAUCAAGCAAACAUCGAAGAAGCAAAACAAAAAGAGCUAGAAUUUCAACAGAUGUUGGAUCGCCUCAAAAAAGAGCAAGAAGAAGCUGAGGCAAUAGCAGUGGCAGCAGCUGAAUAUACAAGUAUCGGGCGAAGCAGAAUUAUGGGUCUCUCAGAGAGUUCGUCUGAAACAUCCAGACUGAGCUCGAAAAGUGCUAAAGAAAGAAGAAACAGAAGAAGGAAAAAGAAUCAAAAGAAGCUCUCCAGUGGGGAGGAAAAAGGAGAUGAUGAGAAGCUGUCCAAAUCAGGAUCAGAGGAGAGCAUCAGAAGGAAAAGUGUCCACCUUGGUGUGGAAGGUCAUAGACGGACACGUGAGAAGAGACUGUCCACCCCUAAUCAGUCACCACUCAGCAUCCGUGGCUCCUUGUUUUCUGGAAGGCGCAGCAGCAGAACAAGUCUUUUCAGUUUCAAGGGUCGAGGAAAAGAUAUAGGAUCUGAGACUGAAUUUGCUGAUGAUGAACACAGCAUUUUUGGAGACAAUGAGAGCAGACGGGGCUCCCUGUUCGUGCCCCACAGGCCCCAGGAGCGACGCAGCAGUAACAUCAGCCAAGCCAGUAGGUCCCCCCCACGGCUGCCGGUGAACGGGAUGAAGCACAGUGCCGUGGACUGCAAUGGUGUGGUUUCCCUGGUUGAUGGACCCUCAGCCCUCAUGCUCCCCAAUGGACAGCUUCUGCCAGAGGGAACAACUAAUCAAAUACACAAAAAAAGACGUUCCAGUUCUUAUUUCCUUUCAGAGGAUAUGCUAAAUGAUCCCCAUCUAAGACAAAGAGCAAUGAGCAGAGCAAGCAUAUUGACCAACACUGUAGAAGAACUUGAGGAGUCCAGACAGAAAUGUCCACCUUGGUGGUACAGAUUUGCACACACAUUUUUGAUCUGGAAUUGCUCUCCCUAUUGGAUAAAAUUCAAAAAGUUUAUCUAUUUCAUUGUAAUGGAUCCUUUUGUAGAUCUUACAAUUACCAUUUGCAUAGUUUUAAACACAUUAUUUAUGGCUAUGGAGCACCACCCAAUGACUGAAGAAUUCAAACAUGUGCUCACUGUAGGAAAUUUGGUCUUCACUGGAAUUUUUGCAGCUGAAAUGGUUUUAAAACUAAUUGCCAUGGAUCCAUAUGAAUACUUCCAAGUAGGCUGGAAUAUUUUUGACAGCCUUAUUGUGACUUUAAGUUUAGUAGAACUUUUUCUAUCAGAUGUGGAAGGAUUAUCAGUUCUGCGAUCAUUCAGACUGCUCCGUGUCUUCAAGUUGGCAAAAUCUUGGCCCACACUGAAUAUGCUAAUAAAGAUCAUUGGCAAUUCCGUGGGKGCACUGGGAAACCUCACCUUGGUGUUGGCCAUCAUUGUCUUCAUUUUUGCCGUGGUUGGCAUGCAGCUCUUUGGAAAGAGUUACAAAGAAUGUGUCUGCAAGAUCAAUGAAGACUGCACGCUCCCACGCUGGCACAUGAACGACUUCUUCCACUCCUUCCUGAUUGUGUUCCGAGUGCUGUGUGGAGAGUGGAUAGAGACCAUGUGGGACUGUAUGGAGGUUGCUGGUCAAGCCAUGUGCCUCAUUGUUUACAUGAUGGUCAUGGUGAUUGGAAACCUAGUGGUUCUGAACUUAUUUCUGGCUUUAUUGCUGAGUUCAUUUAGUUCUGACAAUCUCACAGCAAUUGAGGAAGACACGGAUGCAAACAACCUCCAGAUUGCUGUGGCCAGAAUCAAAAAGGGAAUAAAUUAUGUGAAACAGACCUUGCGUGAACUCAUUUUAAAAACAUUUUCCAAAAAGCCAAAAAUGUCCAGGGAGAUAAGACGAGCAGAAGAUCUAAAUGGCAAAAAACACAACUAUAUCUCAAACCGUACACUUGCUGAAAUGAAUAAAGAUCACCCCUUCCUCAAGGGAAAAGAUAAAACCAGCGGGUUUGGAAGCAGUGUGGACAGAAGCUUGAUGGAAGGAAGCRACUGUCAAUCCUUUAUUCAUAAUCCCAGCCUCACAGUGACAGUGCCAAUUGCACCUGGAGAAUCUGAUUUGGAAAAUAUGAAUACUGAGGAACUUAGCAGUGAUUCAGACAGCGACUACAGCAAAGAGAGAUUAAGCCGAUUGAGUUCCUCUGAGUGCAGCACAGUUGAUAACCCUCUGCCAGGAGAAGGAGAGGAAGCCGAGGCUGAACCUGUGAAUUCAGAUGAGCCAGAAGCCUGUUUUACAGAUGGUUGUGUUCGGAGAUUCCCAUGCUGCCAAGUUAACAUAGAGUCAGGGAAAGGAAAAAUCUGGUGGAAUAUCAGGAAAACCUGCUAUCGGAUAGUUGAACACAGUUGGUUUGAAAGCUUCAUUGUUCUCAUGAUCCUCCUCAGCAGUGGAGCUCUGGCUUUUGAAGAUAUAUAUAUUGAAAAGAAAAAGACCAUUAAGAUUAUUCUGGAGUAUGCUGACAAGAUAUUCACCUACAUCUUCAUUCUGGAAAUGCUUCUAAAAUGGGUGGCAUAUGGUUAUAAGACAUAUUUCACCAAUGCCUGGUGUUGGCUGGAUUUCUUAAUUGUUGAUGUUUCUUUGGUUACUUUAGUUGCAAACACUCUUGGCUACUCAGACCUUGGCCCCAUUAAAUCUCUUCGGACGCUGAGAGCUUUAAGACCUCUAAGAGCCUUAUCUAGGUUUGAAGGAAUGAGGGUGGUUGUGAAUGCACUCAUUGGAGCAAUCCCUUCCAUCAUGAAUGUGCUUCUUGUGUGCCUAAUCUUCUGGCUGAUAUUUAGCAUCAUGGGAGUAAACUUGUUUGCUGGCAAGUUCUACGAGUGUGUUAACACCACAGAUGGGACACGGUUUCCUCAAAAUCAAGUUGAAAAUCGUUCUGAGUGUUUUGCCCUGAUGAAUGGGAGCACAAACGUGAGAUGGAAAAACCUGAAAGUGAACUUUGACAAUGUUGGGCUUGGUUACCUGUCUCUGCUUCAAGUUGCCACAUUUAAGGGAUGGAUGGACAUCAUGUAUGCAGCAGUUGAUUCUGUUGAUGUAAACAAGCAGCCGAAAUAUGAAUACAAUCUUUACAUGUAUAUGUAUUUUGUCAUCUUUAUCAUCUUUGGGUCAUUCUUCACUUUGAACUUGUUCAUUGGUGUCAUCAUAGAUAAUUUCAACCAACAGAAAAAGAAGCUUGGAGGUCAAGACAUCUUUAUGACAGAAGAACAGAAGAAAUACUAUAAUGCAAUGAAAAAGCUGGGGUCCAAAAAACCACAAAAGCCAAUUCCUAGGCCAGGGAACAAAUUCCAAGGAUGUAUAUUUGACCUCGUAACAAACCAAGUUUUUGAUAUUACUAUCAUGGUUCUGAUCUGCCUCAACAUGGUAACCAUGAUGGUAGAGAAAGAGGGACAAAGUGACUACAUGACUUAUGUUUUAUAUUGGAUAAAUGUGGUUUUUAUUAUCCUUUUUACUGGAGAAUGUGUGCUCAAGCUGAUCUCCCUCAGACAUUACUACUUCACUGUAGGAUGGAACAUUUUUGAUUUUGUGGUUGUGAUCCUCUCCAUUGUAGGUAUGUUUCUUGCUAAGCUGAUAGAAAAAUAUUUUGUGUCCCCAACCCUGUUCCGAGUGAUCCGUCUUGCCAGGAUUGGCCGAAUCCUACGUCUGAUCAAAGGGGCUAAGGGGAUCCGCACACUGCUCUUUGCUUUGAUGAUGUCCCUUCCUGCCUUGUUUAACAUUGGCCUCCUGCUCUUCCUGGUCAUGUUCAUCUACGCCAUCUUUGGAAUGUCUAACUUUGCCUAUGUUAAGAAAGAAGCUGGAAUUAAUGACAUGUUCAACUUUGAGACCUUUGGCAACAGCAUGAUUUGCCUCUUCCAAAUCACCACCUCUGCUGGCUGGGAUGGAUUGCUGGCACCUAUUCUCAAUAAUGGCCCACCUGACUGUGACCCAAAAAAAGUUCAUCCAGGAAGUUCAGUUGAAGGAGACUGUGGGAACCCUUCUGUUGGGAUUUUCUAUUUUGUCAGUUACAUCAUCAUAUCCUUUCUGGUCGUGGUGAACAUGUACAUCGCUGUCAUCCUGGAGAACUUCAGUGUUGCUACUGAAGAAAGUGCAGAGCCCCUGAGCGAGGAUGACUUUGAGAUGUUCUAUGAGGUUUGGGAGAAGUUUGAUCCCGAUGCAACCCAGUUUAUAGAAUAUAGCAAACUCUCUGAUUUUGCAGCUGCCCUGGAUCCCCCUCUUCUCAUAGCAAAACCAAACAAAGUCCAGCUCAUUGCUAUGGACCUGCCAAUGGUCAGUGGUGACCGGAUUCACUGUCUUGACAUUUUAUUUGCUUUUACAAAGCGUGUUUUAGGUGAAAGUGGAGAGAUGGAUUCUCUUCGUUCACAGAUGGAAGAAAGGUUCAUGUCUGCAAAUCCUUCUAAAGUAUCCUAUGAACCCAUCACAACUACACUAAAACGAAAACAAGAGGAUGUAUCUGCUACUAUCAUUCAGCGUGCUUAUAGACGUUACCGCUUGCGGCAAAAUGUUAAAAAUAUAUCAAGCAUAUAUAUAAAAGAUGGAGACAAAGAUGAUGAUUUGCCCAAUAAAGAAGAUAUAGUUUUUGAUAAUGKUAAUGAGAACUCAAGUCCAGAAAAAACAGAUGCAACCCCAUCCACUGUCUCCCCACCUUCAUAUGAUAGUGUAACAAAGCCAGAUAAAGAGAAAUAUGAAACAGAYAACACAGAAAAGGAACACAAAGGAAAAGAUGGCAAGGAAAGUAAAAAAUAGAGCUUCAUUUUGACGUGUUGUUUACAGCCUGCAAAGGUGAUUUAUUUGUGUCAAUAAGACUCUUUUAAGGAGGUGUAUGCCAAACUCUUUUUAUUGAAACAUUCUCKAAGACAGUCCAGUAACAAGCUCUGAUUCUCUAAGACAGGUGGGCAGCCUUAGCAGAUGGCUAUUUUUGCAUUGAUAAAUGAUUCUGCAAGAAUUGUAUAAGUAACUCUGGAGGAAUUCAUCAUCACAGCAAACAAAGGUGAUUUGAUAUUUUUAACAUAUCAGAAGACCAUGUAGAAAAUUUUCAUAUCUGCUUACUUCUCACUAGCUCGUACUUA